Molecule: messenger RNA, 711 nt
Organism: Neltuma alba
Lineage: Eukaryota; Viridiplantae; Streptophyta; Magnoliopsida; Fabales; Fabaceae
Product: serine/arginine-rich splicing factor SR45a-like
Exons: 2
Coding region: 1-711 (236 amino acids)
Source: RefSeq, a predicted model, not a curated record
AUGCUCCUUAUUUGCAAUCGUUGCAGGCUAGAAGGCGAAGAGGUCGAACUCCAACCCCUGGGAGGUCGCCGCCGUUCUUUGAGCUCCUCCCCUCGUCGCUCUCCUAGUUAUUCUCCUUACAGAAGAAGCUACAGCCGGUCGCCAUAUUCUUCAGAUCGCAGCAGGAGCCAUUCUUACUCUCCGUAUCACAGCCAGCGGAGCAGGAGGAGGUCCUAUUCGCCUUAUGACCGACACAGAUGCUAUUCUCCAUAUGACCGACGACGCAGAUCGUAUUCCCCUUACAGCAGGUCACCUGUGAGGAGGCGUGAUAGAUCAUACUCUCCUUAUGACUCACCUGAUGAUCGCUACUACAGACGGCACCGUUACAGGUCCAUUUCCCCAAGUGCCUCCCCAAGGCCAAGGAGGGGCUCUAGGAGGUAUUCUCGCAGUGUCUCUCCUGUGAAGAGGAGGAGCUCAAGAAGGAGCUAUUCUCGGAGUCUGUCCCCUAGGCCAAGGAGGAGUGCACGAAGAAGGGGCUAUUCACCAAGUCUUUCCCCAAGACCAAGGAGGAGUUCACGAAGGAGCUAUUCUCGCAGCAUUUCUCCCAGGCCAAGAGGCAGCAGGAGAGGUGGCUCUUCUAAGCGUUAUAGAAGCUACUCAAGAAGUCCGAGUGUGAGUGCAAGUUCAAGAUCAGUAUCGAGGUCUCUUACUCCCAGAUCAGCUUCUCCUUGA